Messenger RNA from Rotaria sp. Silwood2, 1530 nucleotides. NCBI's taxonomy places the organism in Eukaryota, Metazoa, Rotifera, Eurotatoria, Philodinida, Philodinidae. The record is from the annotation of a GenBank genome assembly.
AUGUUCGUUACGCGUUCAAUGGGCUAUUGGCAUUCCACUGAUUUACUUCGUUGGUCAUUUAUAACUCCAGAAAAGUGGUAUUUUCAAGGAUCGAAUGCACCAGCUGCUCAUAAUUAUAAUGAUUCUGUUUUAUAUGUAACUGGAGAUCCUUCUGGUUCUAUGAGUAUUCUUUAUACAGAUAAUCCCAAGAAAGGAGACUGGAAAGCAAUACCAUUAAUCAUAAAUGAUUUACAAGAUCCAGAUUUAUUUAUAGAUGAUGAUGGUAAAGCAUACAUGUUUUGGGGUUCAUCUAAUACAUAUCCUAUUCGAGCAAAGACACUUGAUACAGAAGAUAUGUUUCGUCCCUCUAAAAAAACCUAUGAAUUAUUCAAUUUAGAUGAAAAUAAUCAUGGAUGGGAACGUUUUGGAGAAAAUCAUGGUGACACAGUGCUUAAAGGAUAUAUUGAAGGGCCUUGGUUAACGAAAUAUAAUAAUAUGUACUACAUGCAGUAUGCAGCUCCUGGAACAGAAUUUAAUGUUUAUGGUGAUGGUGUUUAUAUCAGUGAUUCACCUCUUGGACCAUAUCGUUAUGCACCCAAUAAUCCUAUUUCAUAUAAACCAGGUGGAUUUAUGAAUGGAGCUGGACAUGGUAGUACUGUAAUUGGACCUAAAAACAAAUAUUGGCAUUUUGCAUCAAUGGCAGUAUCAAUAAAUGUUAAUUGGGAAAGACGUAUAUGUAUGUUUCCAACUUAUUUUGAUAAAGAUGGACUAAUGUAUACAAAUACUUCUUUUGGUGAUUAUCCACAUUAUGCUCCAGCAGUUGCAGGAAAAAUGGGAGAAUUUACUGGAUGGAUGUUAAUGUCAUAUAAUAAAUCUGUUAAAGCAUCGUCUUACUACGAUAAAUAUAAACCUGAAAAUAUUGUUGAUGAAAAUGUAAAGACAUUUUGGGUAGCAGAAAAAAAUGAUGACAAACAAUGGGUAGAAAUUGAUCUUCUCAAUUUUGGAACAGUCUAUGCUAUUCAAAUUAAUUACCAUGAUUACAAUUCAAACAUCUAUGGCAAAGUUCAAGGAUUGCAUCAUCGUUAUUUUAUAGAAGGUUCUAUUGAUGGAAAGAAUUGGUCACUAUUGGUGGAUAGGAAAAAUGAUUACAAGGAUGUACCUAAUGAUUAUGUUGAACUUGACUUUCCUCAAAUGGUCAGAUAUAUUCGUUACAAAAAUAUUCAUGUACCUACUGCAAAACUUUCUAUUUCUGAUUUACGGAUUUUUGGUCGUGGCCAUGGUAAAGUUCCGGCUAAGAUCAAAAAUUUAGUUGUAAAUAGAUAUAAGGAUCGACGAGAUGCUAUGAUUACAUGGGAUCAACAACAGGAUUGUCACGGUUAUAAUGUCCUUUGGGGAAUUGCUCCAGACAAAUUGUACAAUUCGUGGAUGGUUUACGAUAAAAAUUUCCUAGAACUGAAAAGUUUAACAGUAGAUCAAAAUUAUUAUUUUUCGGUAGAAGCUUUUAAUGAAAAUGGCAUUUCAGAACGAACAAUGAUUGUGAGAAGCAAAUAG